AUGAAAGAAUCUAGCAUGAUCUUAGCCGAAAGAAGUCCAAAGGCUCUGGGAAAGUGGAAGACCGAAAGUGAAAGAAAUAGAAGUGUAGACCGAAAGUCGAAAGUAUGGAGGUGUCAAAAGGCGACAUCACAAACAUCUAAAAUCGCCAGAACAAACAAAAAUUUUACUUUCUUGGCCUUUAGAAAGUCUCAGAAGUCCCGAUCUGAAGGAAUAACAAUCUAA
Molecule: messenger RNA, 222 nt
Organism: Dentiscutata erythropus
Lineage: Eukaryota; Fungi; Glomeromycota; Glomeromycetes; Diversisporales; Gigasporaceae
Source: the annotation of a GenBank genome assembly